Penicillium robsamsonii is the source of this 702-nucleotide messenger RNA. RefSeq names its product DUF3431 domain-containing protein. The transcript has 2 exons. NCBI's taxonomy places the organism in Eukaryota, Fungi, Ascomycota, Eurotiomycetes, Eurotiales, Aspergillaceae. The annotation marks the transcript as partial. The record is from RefSeq and is a predicted model, not a curated record.
AGCAGCAAUGAUAUCGGUCUCGUCAUCUCAAAGACAAGAGAGGAGGAUGUUGGAUGGGUCACAAACUUCUGCAGAGACUUUAAAUGCGCGCCAUACAUCUAUACGAUGGACGAACCGGGCUUUCUUAUUCCUCGGACGAAUGUAGGCCAUGAAGCAAGUGCCUACCUCACCCACAUCAUCGACCACUACUAUGACCUCCACCCAUAUACCAUCUUCAUCUACGACAAGGAAGAGAACUGGUAUAAUGAUGUAGAUGGGCUAAAGACCUUGAAUCAACUUCCUAGUCUACGGUUCGAAGCCGUGAAUCGCAAGGGCUUUGUGAACCUACGCUGCUUGGCUAUACCUGGUUGUCUAGAUGGUCUGCACCCGUCGAUUAUCCAACAAACUGAUAUUGAUAAUAAGUACCUGACCGACAAUUUCCCACAAAUAUGGCCCGAGAUCUUCGGACUUGAUCUGGGCACUGCACCGCUUCAGCUCGGACAUCAUUGCUGUGAGCAAUUUGCAGUUACCAAACAGAGAAUCCGACAAAGACGAUGGAGCGACUACGACCGAAUGAUUCAGUGGAUAGCUAGGGCUCGGUGGUCAGACAGCUAUGGGGUAGGCUGGCUCAUGGAGAAGCUAUGGCAUGUUAUUUUUGGGAUGCCUCCUGUCGAGUAUGUUUCUCUUAUCUCCACUCUCAUCAAAAAGGCAAUGGAGUUUUGA